AUGCCCUCGUUCAAACACUUGAGCUUUCCAUACCUGGCCUAUAAUAUAUUCAAGAAUUGUUUUAUAGAAUUCGCAUCAGUAAUGCUAGAAUUAGUCAUUGCUGCUAUUAAUAUCCUUAACCAUAAGUAAUAUAGAGUCAAUUAAUCAGGUAAACAAACUACCCUAUCUAUUUAUAGUAUUGCAUAAGUCAGACUUAUGUUCUAUGCUAUACUUCCAGUAUUUUUCAAACUAAAUGCCUUCCAUUUUUCAAACUGA
Molecule: messenger RNA, 255 nt
Organism: Stylonychia lemnae
Lineage: Eukaryota; Ciliophora; Spirotrichea; Sporadotrichida; Oxytrichidae
Source: the annotation of a GenBank genome assembly